GCAACGUAUCCGUACUGACAUAGUUUUUACGUCUCUUUUGUCUCAGCCUAGAGGAGUAAGGUCGUUACUCGGCCCAUCGACCCGUGUGUCGUGCUGCAACUUUCUGCAUAGCAAGACUGUAAAUAUAGCUGGCUGAUGUGCCGUCCUUUCCCAUCCGUCUCUCCUGCUGUCAACCUCUCACCUACCACAACUUUGAAAUUGUCGAUAACCAACUGUCCAAAUUAUACUGCAAUGGCAUCUAACAUCACAUGGCAUCCCUCUCUCUCGCGCAAUGAGCGAAACCAUCUUCGCGGUCAACGUGGCUUCACCAUGUGGCUGACCGGCCUCUCCGCCUCUGGCAAGUCUACAGUUGCCACCGCUCUGGAGCAGCAUCUGCUGCAUCUGGGAGUUGCUGCCUACCGUCUGGAUGGCGACAAUGUCCGCUUUGGCCUCAACAAGGACCUCGGGUUCUCCGAGAAGGACCGCAAUGAGAAUAUCCGGCGCAUAGCAGAGGUUGCCAAGCUAUUUGCCGAUUCUUCAAUGGUCGCUAUUACCUCCUUUAUCUCUCCCUACCGCGCCGACCGCCAAUUAGCGCGCGAGCUGCACUCCCAGGCCGGCCAGAACAACGACGAUGCUAUCCCCUUCAUUGAGAUAUUUGUCGACGUUCCCCUCGAGAUUGCCGAGCAGCGCGACCCGAAGGGACUUUACAAAAAGGCAAGAGCCGGAGAAAUCAAGGACUUCACUGGAAUUUCUGCCCCUUACGAGGAGCCUCUGGACCCCGAGAUCACUAUCAGAACCGACAAAUCCAGUGUUGAGGAGUGCGUGGCACAGAUUGCCAACUGGUUGAUCAAGGAAGGUCUUAUUUCCACGAGAAAAACAGCAUAAGAUAUACCCAAAGUGUUUCAAUCGCCUCCUAUCCCUUGUACUCCCAUGACUAGAAACUGUUGAAGUAGUAACACCCAGAGCUCUUCUAUCUAUGGUUCCAUUGUCCCCCAAAUCCAUCCGUUGGAUUCUCAAUGCAUACAUACAGGUCUGAGGGGGUGGCUGCUUGUGUCCCUAGUCUCACCACGAGAUUCUGUGCUCAGGGAAAGUCG
Colletotrichum navitas is the source of this 1073-nucleotide messenger RNA. RefSeq names its product adenylylsulfate kinase. Lineage: Eukaryota; Fungi; Ascomycota; Sordariomycetes; Glomerellales; Glomerellaceae. The record is from RefSeq and is a predicted model, not a curated record. Bases 136 to 864 code for a protein of 242 amino acids. Gene Ontology annotation, biological process: sulfate assimilation. The transcript has 3 exons. Gene Ontology annotation, molecular function: adenylylsulfate kinase activity; ATP binding.